CGAUGACCCGACCCGAACCGGCCCGGCCCAAAAGAACCACUCGUGCCUUCCACCGUUUCACCAGUUCGUCCACCACUCUCCACUCUCAGCCGUCCCACCGCCGGAAUUCCUACAUGAAAUCCAAGCAAUCGCCAGAGACUGGCCGCGACCCGACCGGAACGAAGAUCCUCCUUACCUCCCUCUCCGCCGCCGUCGCCGAGACAGCCACCUUCCCCAUUGACCUGACCAAGACGAGGCUUCAGCUACAUGGCGAGUCCCUCUCAGCCUCCCGCCCCACCACGGCGUUCCGCGUCGCCGCGGAGAUCCUCCGCCGCCAGGGGCCUCUCGGGCUCUACCAGGGCCUAUCGCCCGCCAUCAUCAGGCACCUCUUCUACACGCCCAUCCGGAUCGUCGGAUACGAGACUCUGAGAAAUGCUGCGGGGGAGGGAUCCGGCGGGGCCCUUUCGCUGCCCGGCAGGGCUCUCAUUGGCGGCAUCUCCGGCGUCAUUGCUCAGGUAGUGGCAAGCCCUGCUGAUCUUGUUAAGGUGAGAAUGCAAGCGGAUGGCCGUUUAUUGAGCCAAGGUAUUCAACCUCGAUAUUCCGGCCCUUUUGAUGCAUUCAGUAAGAUCAUCCAAUCAGAAGGCAUGGGAGGGCUGUGGAAAGGCGUUGUACCAAACGCGCAGAGGGCAUUUCUUGUUAAUAUGGGUGAACUUGCCUGCUAUGAUCAGGCAAAGCGUUUCAUCAUUAGGGCCCAUAUUGCUGAAGACAACAUCUACACCCACACUUUAGCUUCCAUCAUGUCGGGUCUGUCAGCCACUGCUCUGAGCUGUCCUGCUGAUGUGGUGAAGACGAGGAUGAUGAAUCAGUAUAAGGCGAUGUAUAGCAGUUCUUAUGAUUGCUUGGUGAAGACUGUUCAGAUCGAAGGGCUAAGGGCUCUCUGGAAGGGGUUCUUCCCUACAUGGGCAAGGCUUGGGCCUUGGCAGUUUGUGUUCUGGGUAUCCUAUGAGAGAUUCCGUAACCUAGCAGGCCUCUCUUCGUUUUGAUAGAAUCUUGCGAUCCACAGCUCAUUAUACAUUCAAUCAUUUCCUGGACGUAGUCACAUAGAUCAGUGCUUCUCAGCCGAAGGUGGUGCAAGACUUCCAAGGUACGGAAGAUUAUAUUUAUGUUGAACCUCCAAUUUCCAGUUUAGACGGUGAUUUUAAGAGCUCAAGUGGUGAUAUGUUGUUAAUGAGUAUGAAAACAUAAGAGUGGUUUGACAAUUUCAAAACUCAGUGAUUUAGUAUAGGAGAUUGAUCAAAACUUAAGAUUGAGAGAUGAUCUAGCAUUAAGUACAAUCAAGGCAUUCGCUUUCUAGAUCAGGUGCAAUAAAACACAUGGGCCAUACUACUGGUUCCAUUCGUCUAGAUUGGGUUAGAAUCAUGAAUGCAGACGUCGAUCAUAUCGAUUUAUUAGAAGUAAUGAACUAUAUAGUGGGUUAAAUCUAGAUGGUUGAUCAUCGUAGUUCUAGCUAGAUGGUCACGAUUGCAUCAUCUUAGAUCCAUUAUAAUAGAAUUUAAUUAAAUUAGAUUUGCUUAGGUCACGUAUGGAACAAAUCUAGGUAACUCGAGUAAUAACAUAAAGGUGAUAAUUGCCUAAAAUGGCCAAACAUCUACCACUAAUACAAACUACAUUCCAACUAGUACAGUCCUUUUUUUUUUUGUUGACCUCUAUAUUUAGGGUGCUUAGUUCAAGUAUUGUUAAAUUACAGAAAAUGUAAAGAUUACAGAAAAAAAUUUAGGAAAUGAUUGUUUUUUGUUAUAAACUUUGGAGAACCGUUAACCGUGAAAGAAAAAAAAGGAAAAUUAUUCUUUUAAUAAUUUAAAUGUUUUGGUAGAUUUCCACGUUGUCUCUAACUCGCAAUUUUCCCUGAAUAAAAAUGAAUACGUUAGGUAGAGUUGGGCAGAAUUAACUCAUGUAGAUCAUUGAUUAGGAUGCUUAGAACUGCAUUUACACAGCAUGGCCACUAAGGUAGGUUACCCAAAUCAGGGGGUACAUUUAAAUUUUGGCUCACUUUACUAUUUUGUGAUUUUGGCUUACCGGGCACGUCUAUCUUGGACGUCUCUGGAUUGGAUCAUGUGCAUGCAUUAUUCUAUUGCAUCUUUGGCCCCAAACUUUUUGCAUUUUUCAUUUGGAUCCUUGCAUUGUAAGACAUUCCUGCGUUAUAAGAGCAUUCCCAUUCCUUA
Molecule: messenger RNA, 2201 nt
Organism: Punica granatum (pomegranate)
Lineage: Eukaryota; Viridiplantae; Streptophyta; Magnoliopsida; Myrtales; Lythraceae
Source: RefSeq, a predicted model, not a curated record